Messenger RNA from Diaporthe batatas, 1813 nucleotides. RefSeq lists its product as uncharacterized. Gene Ontology annotation, molecular function: purine-specific mismatch base pair DNA N-glycosylase activity; 8-oxo-7,8-dihydroguanine DNA N-glycosylase activity; oxidized purine DNA binding. The record is from RefSeq and is a predicted model, not a curated record. The transcript has 3 exons. Bases 13 to 1764 code for a protein of 583 amino acids. Gene Ontology annotation, biological process: mismatch repair; base-excision repair. Gene Ontology annotation, cellular component: nucleus. NCBI's taxonomy places the organism in Eukaryota, Fungi, Ascomycota, Sordariomycetes, Diaporthales, Diaporthaceae.
CGAGUCUGCACAAUGGCCAGUCGACGACAAAGCUCGAGAAUUGCUGCCGAUCGCAUUCGAUCCCAGUUGGAUUCAGAUGAAGAGAGGGGGAACCGUGUUUCGGCGCGCCGGGCACCGAUCCCAGCAGGACGGGCAUCUUUGAAACGACGCGUCCUGAGCAACAGAGGGCACGCGCCUGCGGAAGCGGAACAACAACCGCCACCAGCCUCGCGCGCGCACGUUGGUAAACGACCCAGGGCUGUCAAAAGGGCCGCAACGGGGUCCAGGACCAAGCGCGGCCUCGCUGAGCGACUCUUUACGGGCCCCGGGGAGCCUCAGGCUCACGAUUGCGACUUUGGCAGCGCCCGGCGCCCGGCGCCGCGGCUGCACUCAACGCUCUAUCACAGGCCGUUGCUGCUCUUUGGAGAGACUGGGCGGCUGGGCCGAACGAGGCUGCUGGAAUGGUACGACGGGGUCAGCGAGGACCGACUUAUGCCAUGGCGGAAAGCAUUCAAUGCCGAGCUCCUGGGCCCUGGAGCAGAGUCGCGGGCGGGGCUCUCGGUGCGUGCGUACGAGGUCUGGAUCUCGGAGAUCAUGCUCCAACAGACCAGGGUGGCGGUGGUCAAGGACUACUGGACGAGGUGGAUGAAGAAAUGGCCGACCGUGGAGGACCUGGCUGCGGCCGAGGAGGACGAGGUGAUGGCGGCGUGGCGGGGCCUCGGAUACUACAGCCGGGCGAGGAGGAUCCUCGAGGCAGCGAAGAAGGUGGUGCAGGACCCGGCACGGCGCGGGCUGCUGCCGCAGACGGCCAAGGAGCUCGAGGAGGAGAUGGCCGGGGUGGGCCGCUACACCGCAGGGGCGAUAUCUGCCAUCGCAUUUGGAAAUGCAGACUGCAUGGUGGAUGGCAACGUGCUGCGCGUGCUGAGCCGGCAGCUGGGGAUCCUCGGCGACGUCAAGUCAGACAAGGCAGUCACAGACCUGCUGUGGGCCGCCGCGCAGGCUCUCGUCGAGGCCGCCACGCUCGAGCGCUCCGACGUGGACGUGGACGUGGACGUGGACGUGGACGAGGCCAGUGACGUGCCCGGGCGCUGGGGCCAGGCCCUGAUGGAGCUGGGCAGUACCGUCUGCACGCCACAGCCCAAUUGUGUGGGCUGUCCGAUCAGCCUGACGUGCCGGGCAUUCGAGGAAGGGAAGACGAUAGCAAGCAUAAGAGAAGAGGACGGGGCCCGCGGUUCAGGCGGGCUGGUGGACAUGGAGGAUGCCUGCGGCAUCUGUUCGGAGUGGGACGUGGGGGGCGCAGGGGGCAUGGCGCAUGUGCGAAAGUUCCCGGUCAAGACUGCGAAGAAGGCAGUGCGCGAGGAGGAGACGGUGGUGUGUGCGGUGCGGCGUGGCUGUGACGGGAGCUACCUGAUCCAGAGACGGCCAGACGCGGGGCUCCUUGCCGGGCUGUGGGAGCUCCCGAGCACGGUGGUGCCGGCGGCGGGCCGGGGACGGGGGCGGACAGGCCAGGAGCUGGCCCGGGAGCUUGUGGCAGGGCUGUUUGAGAGGGGGAGGGGCAGCAUCAGAUACGUCGGCGAGCUGGGGAGUGUGCCGUGGGCCUUCUCGCACCUGAAGCUGACGAUGCACGUGCACAGCUUCCAGGUCGAGGGCGGCGCCGACGACAUGGUGGUGGUGGCUGACAGGACGCGGUGGGCAGACGCGGCAGGCGUCGAGGCCGAGACCAUGGGGACGGGGAUGCGCCACUGCUGGUCGUUGGUAGCGAGGGCUGCUGCUACAUGCGGAUAGUAUCAGCCAUUAUUAUUAGUCUGAAACAAGAGGUACCUGGUACCCCCAA